Molecule: messenger RNA, 792 nt
Organism: Arabidopsis arenosa
Lineage: Eukaryota; Viridiplantae; Streptophyta; Magnoliopsida; Brassicales; Brassicaceae
Source: the annotation of a GenBank genome assembly
CCCCACAAGAACUAACAAUGAUAAUGAGAAGCGCGUCAUCACUGGACCUUAACCUACGCGCCACCCAGAAACCGUCGGCUCCACGGGUGGUAACGACGGCUCGAACCGUCUCUGCUUCUCCUCGUGUUGCUAAAUCGAUUACGAGAGCUUCUUCAGAUGGAAAUCUUUACAAGAUUCAGUCGUCGGAGAGCAGAACGAAAACCAUCAGCGUAUACCACGAAGAAACGGCUUCUUUUAGGGUUUUGGAAGGAUCUCGGCUCACCCAUGGAGGUUCCAACGGUGGAUUUGGUGGUAGAGGCGGAGAUGGUGCCGGAGGUGGCGGUGGAGGUGGAGGUGGGAGCGUAGAUGGUUAUUAUGAAGAGAUGAUCCAACGUUAUCCCGGUGACACUCUUCUUCUCUCUAACUACGCUCGUUUCCUCAAAGAGGUGAAAGGUGAUGGGAGAAAAGCAGAGGAGUACUGUGAGAGAGCGAUGUUGUCUGAGAAUGGAAGAGAUGGAGAGUUACUGUCUAUGUAUGGAGAUUUGAUAUGGACAAAUCAUGGAGACGGUGUUCGUGCUCACUCUUACUUUGAUCAAGCUGUUCAAUCUUCUCCUGAUGAUUGUCAUGUUCUUGCGUCUUAUGCUCGGUUUCUAUGGGAUGCUGAAGAAGAAGAAGAAGAAGAGGAAGAGGAAGAAAGUAAACAUGAGAACGGUUUCUCUUUCUCUACCUAUAACCCAACAUCUGUAUCAGUUGUGUCUUGACUCUUUGUGCUGAUGUUAAACCGGUGUAAUACAAUAAAAACUCAAAAGUCCG